AUGGCACGUACAAAGAGGUUCACCCGAAGGGUGCAUCCCACAACCUCCUCUGCUAAUGAAGGGACAACCAAUGUGCAACAACAAAACCAAAACUCGGUAGUACCCACUCAACAAUUGAGUACUCAGCCACAUGAAUUGGUGAUCCACCAACAACAAGUACCUUCUGCUCAAUCAGGAUUUGCACAAGCUGCAGCUGCAAAUACUGAACCUCCACCAUCAUCUGCUCAACCUACCCUAGCACCUGCUGCCUCUGAACCAGUCUCUGGUCAAUCUCAGCCAUCCGAUCAAAGACCACCACGAAACCCUUCCCAAAGGACAUGCAACAAAUACUGGGUUGUUGAUGUGCUAGCUGAUAAUGGAGUGACUGAUGCGGAAAGACUACGUGUGCGGGAUGUAUUGGUACUUCCUCCUCAUAAGAAAGUAGUAGUGGAAUGGAAUGAGGACAAUCAGCCUGUCGGGGAGGCUGCUGCCCUAUUGCUUGGUUUUUUGGGUCACCUUGCAUGCAACCCAAACAUAUUCCCUAUAAGUUAUGAGAGGUGGCCUAAAAUACCCCCCAUCUACAAGGAAGAUGUUUGGCUAAACACUAUUAAGAAAAGAUUCGUUGUGGAUAAUGAUGACCAUUAUCAUUUCUGUAUGGGCAAUAUGGAAAAUUUCCCUGAUGGGAUGACAAGGGAACAAUGGGGUAGUUUCUUGACUUAUAAAACAAGUGAGAAAGCAAAGAAAUAUAGUAGAAUCAAUACUGCUAAUAGACAGAAACAAACUAUCCCACAUACCCUAGGCUCAAAGACCAUUGCAAGGAGGAAAAGAGAGCUGGAAAUAGAACGUGGAACAACAAUGACCAGAGGGGAAAUAUAUGUUGUUGCUCAUAAGAAAAAGUGUGGAAAUUUUGUGAAUGAGGAAGCUAGGCUGAAAAAUGAUCAAUUACUAGUACAGAUGCAACAAACCAAUUCUGAAGUAGAGGCUUUUAUUAAUGUAUUUGGGAAGGAACACCCAGGUCGGGUUAGAGGCAUGGGUUUUGGGGUGGUUCCAUCCCAAAUACGUAGAACAUCAACUAGUUCAGCCUCAACUUCUUCCAGUAGUCCUACACAAGCUGAAUAUGAUGCCUUAAAAGAAGAGUUGGACACUAUAAAAGACAAGAUGGUAGAGCUUGACACAUUAAAAGCACAAAUGGCACAUUUUCUGCUAAAUUUUGGAAGUCAAUUGCCAUCUAAUGAGGUUCCUGACUUGGGAUCUCCUGGAAUUAGAAAGUCCUCCAAUGCUAGUCAUAAUCCUUCUCUUGGACCAGAAUCUUCAAAUCAUGGACCCUCACCACCAUCAUCUUAA
Gastrolobium bilobum is the source of this 1323-nucleotide messenger RNA. RefSeq lists its product as uncharacterized. The record is from RefSeq and is a predicted model, not a curated record. Bases 1 to 1323 code for a protein of 440 amino acids. The transcript is spliced from 8 exons. Lineage: Eukaryota; Viridiplantae; Streptophyta; Magnoliopsida; Fabales; Fabaceae.